This is a messenger RNA of Aspergillus melleus, 600 nucleotides long. RefSeq lists its product as uncharacterized. The transcript has a single exon. Bases 1 to 600 code for a protein of 199 amino acids. The record is from RefSeq and is a predicted model, not a curated record. NCBI's taxonomy places the organism in Eukaryota, Fungi, Ascomycota, Eurotiomycetes, Eurotiales, Aspergillaceae.
AUGUCGUCUUCUAUCCACUCCAUGUUCAUGCCCUUCAAGGUGACCCUCAAUGACCUCGACCGUCAGAUGAAGCUCGAGGCCCAGGGGUUCGAGUUCGAAGGCGGCUGCCCCUUCACCAUCAACCUAUACGGCUACAUCAACGAGGCGACUAUCUGUUCCGGCAUCGAGCACAUCCGCAAGGAACUAUCCCGCCAGCUCUUCGUCGCGUGCAUGGAGCCCCGUCCCUCGAAGACCUCUCUCGCCCGUCGCAACAAAGACACGUAUUACCGCGUCAAAGUGACCUUCAACAUCGCGACCGCCCCGCUCAGCCCGAAGCCCGAGCCCGACGAUGCCCAGGUCAUCACCACGGCGAUUAUCUGGCAUCUGGGCUCGAGUCGGGAUCUGGAGCUCGUGAAUAAUGCGUACGAGAAGCGGGGCAAGUGUCGCGGCCAGGAUAUCGUGGUGCUCCGCGUGAAGGUGGUCCCUGAGGGAGUGAAGGAUUGUGUGUAUUUCUAUCCUCGAGACCCUGCUAUCGAUGCUGACCUAGAGUCAGUGGGGGAGACUGAGUUCGUGGACGCUUUGAGUGAUGAGGGUGAGAUUGAUGGGUGGGUCUUCCUUUGA